This is a messenger RNA of Ostrinia furnacalis (Asian corn borer), 8091 nucleotides long. RefSeq names its product C3G guanyl-nucleotide exchange factor (gene C3G). The transcript is spliced from 28 exons. Gene Ontology annotation, cellular component: plasma membrane. Gene Ontology annotation, molecular function: guanyl-nucleotide exchange factor activity. Lineage: Eukaryota; Metazoa; Arthropoda; Insecta; Lepidoptera; Crambidae. The record is from RefSeq and is a predicted model, not a curated record. Bases 925 to 5016 code for a protein of 1363 amino acids. Gene Ontology annotation, biological process: Ras protein signal transduction.
UGGAGCCAACACUUUCACUCUCGGCGACAGCAGCCCAGCCUGCCAGUGCUGCCGCGCCGCCGCCCUCGGCCGACCGCUUGCUUGCUCGGGCGCACGGGCCACUGCGAUCGAUCGGCACCCCGUGUCAAUCUUAUGCUUCGUUGCGCAUGGGCUCGCCAACUCGUUGCUCUGCUGAAUAUCGAGAUCGUGUUGUGAAAAACUCAUGGUUAUUUUUAGUUCUGCCGUGUCGUCCGUUCGAUGUGGUUAUCCAUGGCAUUUCGGAGCGAAAACCUUCAGUUUUCUAAAUUUUCAUUACUUUUAAGCGAUAGUAAAAAAUAACAAUAUUGUGUUUUAUAGAAAUUGUGUUGUGUCAUAGCGUGUAAUAAUUGUGCUGACAGGUGAAAACACAGGUGUCCAAAAUCAAGUGACGGAAACCCAGAGAAAGUCGUUAAUUCCGCUAUUCAAUUUCUAAGUUUGUUUAGCUAGUGUAAACAUCAACUAUUGAGGUUUCGUAACCCAAGUCGCCAUUGUAAGAAAUCUUGAGUAAUGAUGUACAUAUUUGUUAAUUUAAAUACGUCCAACUAGAACACGGAAUACCAAUUGGGCAGAUACAGAUUCAUGUGACGUUUGGAGUGGUGUCCAAUUUUGUAGUGUCAAGGUUGUCGGGUCAGACAGACGGACUGAACAGCAGCAAUCUGUAGCGAGCUGCGGCGCGUGAUGCGCAUAUGACGAGCGUCACGACGCUCACUGUAAAUAAAUAAUGACCUAAUUGUACAUACGAAACUCGCUAUUUCUGAGGCUGACUUACAUCGUAACAAGGUAAAGUCUUGUUUUAUCAGUGUCUCGCUUGUGAUCCUGAUAUUUUAUUUUCGACAAAGCUCUAAGCUAUUAUGUCGCUGACAGGUGCCGACAAAUAAUGCGGCACCGUAUUUAAACUCGGACAAAAUGCCACAUUACGACGAAAGUUUUAUAUACGAUGACAAUCAAAACCAACGAAGAAAUAAAAGAAGUUAUCGGGUGUAUAAAAAUGGUCUAAGCCCGAUAAACUUUUUAGAAUCGAACGAUGUAUUUCAUAAUCUCGAAGAGAGAGGAACGUCAGUUCUGAAAAAUAACAUAAAAAACAUUAAACAUCGAAAUAACCGUAAGGUAGAGUCUUUAGUACAAAAUAGAAAUACACAGUACAAGACACCAGACAUAAUAGUAGACCACUGUCCACGGAUUAGUGUGUUUGAUCCAAGUAAAUUAAUUAUUGAUAUAAGGAAUAAUAAUAAAUCACUAACACCUUGUAAAAGUUUUGAUAAUCUGACGAUCAAACCUGUGAAGAAGAAUGAUGUGAGAAGAGAGAAGAUUCGAAAUGGAUUCAGCCUGCAAAAUUUAUUGGAUGACGGGAAAUUGAAACAUUACGUCUCCCCUUCAGAAGAUAUUUCAGUGGCAACGCGGAGUGAUGAUGUUAAAAAUUCAUACUCCGUCGUGGAUGCGCGUCGUCGCCCCUUGCAGCGACGCAUACUGAGGAGCGCGCCCGCGCCCGGAGUCGGCGUGUACCGCCAGAUCAGCGGGGAAAGACACGCGGCAGUCAAUAAUGUCCACGAGACCGAGGCUUGCGGAGAAGCGGGCUCGGGGCACCGCGGCUCGCUGCGCGGCGCCAACAAGCUGGCGCGGCGCGCGCGCUCCUUCAAGGACGACCUACUGGAGCGCAUCUCCAACAUGCGCUCGCCGGCGCAGCAGCAUCACCCGCCGCACCUCUCCUCGGCUAUCAGAUCACAUUCCCCGCUUAGUCCGAAACUUCGGAACAUGGGGGCGAAGUCUGCUGCGGCCGAGGAAGGGGAAGUCACGCCUGCCAAAGAACUGGAACGGCUAGUCAAAGAGGUUACGUUCGGGUUGAAACACUUCUCUGACGUUAUAACAAAAAGGAAGCUAGAAAUGCUGCCUGACAACGGCACGAUAGUCUUCGAAUCUAUUGCUAAUAUACACAAAGAAAUAAAACCGUACUGCGCUCGCUCGCCGCAGUUGAUGAGCGCCGUUAAGCGUCUGUGCACGGCGCUGGCGAUGCUGAUCCGUUUGUGCGACGAGAUCACGGCCGUGAGCUUGCGAGCCGACGCGGGGAAUGAGGAGCUGGAUACAUCUGCGGCGGCGCUGUCGCCGGAGCACGUCAGUGCGGUCGUUAAGGGCGUGACGGCGGCGGUGACGGACGUAGCGGCGUUAGCUCAACAGCACAUGACACGGCCCGCGUUGUCCCCGCGACCUGCGCUCGUCUCGCCGCGAGCUAAUACGCAGAGGAACUCCUUGCCGGAUAUCCCUCUGACUCCCAAAGAGUUAUCGUUGCUGACGGGAGAGGGCGGCAGCGAGUCGGCCGGCGUGAGAGCCUCGCACUCCUCUGAAUCGGUGCUGGAUGCGCCCGAUUCGCCCCCGCCGAAGCCAGCGAGGCCCAAUAGGAAAAUCGAGUUAGCCCCACCUUUGCCGCCCAAGCGCAAGUCUGCCAACGACAACUCCCUUCUCGCGCUGUCCAUCGACAGGCUUUCGCUACAAUCGCACAGCAGUGGUUCAUUGGACUCCAUGUUGAACGUGUCAAACGACGAGGAGCGCAACUCCCAUGAGGCCAACAACCACGACCAUGUUUUCAUCACACAGCCUAAUGAUAUGCUAGGCGUGUGCAGCUGCAACGCGGCGGGCGAGCUGCGCGCGUCGCUGGAGGCGCACGAGGCGCACGCGCACGCGAACGCGCACUCCAACCACAACCGCUUCUCCAAUGAGUCCGGGUUUGUUUCUGUGGGCCACACGGAGAUCUCUACAGAACACAGUUUCACAUCUUCGUUCUCCUCGCAUCAUUACUCCAGCCACUCAGAUAGUCAUUUUGACAGUACAGACUGUGUGAGCGAAUUGAGAUGCACUCGACAAAGCUUUGAGAGCCGCAUGAAUAUAAUGAAUAUGAACAGUGUAGCCACGCACCAUUCUUCAAAGCUGGCCAGCAUCACGUCGGACGACAGCGAGACGCCGCCCGAGCUGCCGGCCAAGACGCGCCGCAACAUUCGCGCCGACGUGCAGCAACACUUCCCCACUGUCGAAAUCAGACAAACUCCAGUGUGUUCCCUUCAUGGCGAGGCGCGGCCGCACACGCUGGCCGACCACCACCCGCCGCGCCCCCCGCCGCUGCCUUUGAAGAAAAAACACAUGUUCCAAAGCGUCGCGUACAGUGUAAUGGCGUACAUGGAGAUGUUUGGGAACUGCAGUCACCCGCCAAACAGCGCGGCCGCUCCGUCGGAUAUGUUCCGGCACUCCAUACACACGUAUAACUUGGCCAGUGGACAACAUGCAACAGCAGCAGGAGUGAUAAAUGUCCAAAGACACCAACACGUACAGCGCACUAUAGCGCAGUCCUUCACGGUCCAGCAUUUUGGUACGCCACCGCUAAGUGGUUCCGAUGAAAGUAUGGUCGGAUGGAGUGGAACUAGUCCGUUACCAAUAGAACCUCCAGCGUUACCGCCCAAAACAAACAAAAAUAAACAGAUCCAAAUGAAUUCGAGCAACGAACUAUUGCCUCCGCCGUCACCACGGCCCUCGUCUCACAACAGCUCUGCUGAUGAAUCUAUUAUAAAUAAUGUGAAUUCUGACGAUUCUUACGUGAGUUCGACCACGCCUGGUAAAUUCCCAGUGGAAGAUGAGUUGGAGACGCUCGCUCCGCCGCCUGCGCCUUCGCCGGUGCCGUCAACGAGAAGUGAAGGCAGCACUGAGCCGGCAGUACCUGCUACUGAAACUAACAAUACUCCAGCAGCGUCCACUGAUGCCGAAGACAUAAUCAUUCAGACGGACAUCAGCUCGUGGCUACUCCUCAAGGCUCCCAGCAAGGACGGGCCUGAGGUGCGGGGAGGGAACCCCGACGCACUUAUUGUCCUUGCUACCAAAGCUACCAAAGAAACGGACGAGUAUUUCGCUUACCAGGAGGCGUUCCUGGCCACGUACCGCACGUGGGUGUCGCCGAGCGGGCUGGUGGCGCGGCUGGUGCGGCGCGCCAAGCACUUCAGGCCGCGCCCGCACGAGUUGCGGUCUACGCUCAGCCUGCUUACUCGAGUCGUGGCGGACCUCACGAUGUCAGAUCUGGAUCGCCCGUUGAUGCAAGAGAUAAUGGAAUUCAUCUAUUGGCUAGUCGAGGUUGAGGAGCUGCCAAUAGCAAAAGCACUGAGGCAAAUACUAGUCGACAAACAAAAACAGUUGCACUUCCAACAGACGAACAACAGAUAUGAGUACGACACACCGUGCUACGGUUCUGUGUCGCUACGUCGCGAUACAUUGCUCGACUUCAAGGCGACGGAGUUAGCAGAGCAGAUGACGUUGUUGGAUGCAGCACUGUUUGUGCGGAUCACGACCGCGGAGGUGCUGUCAUGGCCGCGAGACCAGUCUGAAGAGAGCUCGCCGAACCUGACCAGGUUCACGGAACACUUCAAUAAGAUGAGCUACUGGGCGAGAUCGAGGAUAUUGGAACAGGACGAAGCGCGUGAACGCGAGAAGUACGCCAGCAAAUUCCUGAAGGUGAUGAAGGCGCUGCGCAAGAUGAACAACUUCAACUCGUACCUGGCGCUGGUGUCGGCGCUGGACUCGCCGCCGGUGCGGCGCCUGGGCUGGCCGCGCGCGCUCAUCGAGGCGCUGCAGGACCACUGCGCCAUCAUCGACUCGUCCUCCUCCUUCCGCGCCUACCGCAUGGCGCUCGCCGAGACGCAGCCGCCCUGCAUACCCUACAUUGGCUUAGUCCUGCAAGAUCUGACGUUUGUCCACAUCGGGAACCCGGACCUGCUGCCCGACGGCAGCAUCAACUUCACCAAGCGGUGGCAGCAGUACCACAUCAUGGAGAACAUGAAGAGGUUCCACAAAGACAGACAGUACAAGUUCAAGAAGAACGAGCGCAUCCAAGCCAUGUUCAACGAGUUCGACGACGUGCUGAGCGAGGAGGCCAUGUGGCAAGUCUCCGAGACCAUCAAGCCGCGCGGGGGCCGAGCGCGCGCGCCGCCCGCCGCGCCGCCCGCCACGCAGCAGGCCGCAGCCUAACUAGACUGGCGCCCGACUGCCGCUGAAUAAUAUGAAUCCCAAAGAUAGAACAAAAUAAUGGACGGAAGAAACAAUCCGCUCAAGAAAAUGACUAGGAGGAAUUGUGUAAGUUAGAAGAAUUGUGAUUAUCUGUCCUAAAAAGGCCUAAUUAAUAUUAGUGUAUUUAUUCGUAAUCGUGCGAUUUCAUCUGUGAUCGGUAUUCGGUCUGAGAGCGAAUGAGUCGUGGGCGGUCCGACGACGCCACGCGUGGUGCAUUUUAUUCGCUUGCAGUUUCCACGCUUUUCAUGUGAAACAAAUAUAACGAAAUACGAAAGCCAAAUAUAUCUAUCAGUAUUUGAAUCGAGUUACUGUCGUCUUUUACAUAUCAGCAUGUGACUUGAAUAGUUUACUAAAAAAUCGAGCAACGCCUUCGUGUUUAGCUAAUGUCAUUGAUAAAAAAACUUGUUGUACUCGCCAUUGGUGUCAAUAUGUAUGUAUACACAUGUAACAGCUUCGAAAGUUAACACUUUUCAAUACAUCGAAUUAGAGGAACUUUGAGAUCGUGUAGUUAUGGUAGUCAUACUACUGUUUGAUUAUAGUAACUUAGUCCGUCGUUCGUUAGGCAUUUCUAAUGUUCUCGUUUUAAUGUCGGUUACAUAAUAUUACUCUAUGGCGAAAGUUUCGAAAUUGGCUUAUGCGUAAGUUCGUAUAAGAAAUGGGACAGCUUCUUGGGUUUUCAGCUAAAUCGAAAUAAAUUUCGUUCUUUAUGCGGGGCUUCCAUAGAAUAAAUGAAAUAAAACUUUAACCCCGAUGAUUUGAUGAUACACACCUCUAGACAAGUAAUACAGACUAUAUGCAUACAUAUUUUUAUACCAUUGCACAACGUGCAACAGCCUACAUACAACUGAUACAUAUCAUUAUCGUGUGUGCCAAAUAACUAAGUGAGAGAAAUGUCCCAUUUCUGUAUAAAUAAAUCGGUUCAUCGAUAUAUAAUUACGAUUAAUAAUGAUAGUGCUUUAUGCGAUAUAGUACAAUUAUUAUUAUUAUUAUUAAUAUAGGGGCAUCCUUUCGAAUUUGUGGUAUAGCUCUCAGGUACAAAGUUGCACGCAAGUGAGAUUUUGCAUUUAAUGAAGCACGUUAUUAAACGAGUUGUAGGAUACCCCUUCAAAUUGCAGUCGACGUAAACGUAAUAAAACACAUUUCAAUGAAUGUGUAUUAUCGAUGCCCGUCUCUUCUAUUUUUGUGAUGUUUUAAAGUAAUUGUAACGCGAGGUCUUUGUUGGCGUUAGCGUUUCGCGUUGAUGCAUUUUAAUCGUAUCAUUACGGUCAUUGCGAUAUUUUUUGUAUUCUCUUGAAAUUAGUAAGAAAUUCAAUGCAUACUAUUAUUUUUGAUAUUCAGGAGUUAUAUUUUUCCUAUAGUUUGCUACCUACAAGGAAGCAAAAGAUUUAUGAGUAACAUACUUUUGAGAUCUAUACUUAUUUAUACUAAACGUCACGGUUUGUGUCAUUUUACUGUGUAAGCUUUAGAAACAGUAUAGGCUAUGAAGCCGUAGAUAGAAUGUAACUUUGGAACAUGUUGAAGUUCACUCGGUUUGAUAUAGAAACAAUAAUCACAUUUUUUAAUAUAUUGAUAGGAAAAUAAACAAAUAGUGUAAUCAGCAUUUAAUUUGCCUUAAGACCAAGAGUCUUCAAUGAAAUAGCAAUAAAUUUUACUUGUUGGUAGAAUCGCUGCACAAAUUGUGAUAUUCAUGUAGCGUGCCGCUUAAGUCCAGGGCACUCGAAAGUUGUCCAAAAUGUGCAUUGUAAUGGUAUUGAAACAUAACACGUAUAAGAAAUUACGUGAUUUAUCUGAAUAUCUGUACCUGAAAACUAUUGUUGUGAUGUUUUAGUGCACAUUUUAAACAACUUCCGCGAGUCCAGGAUUGUUCAGUCUUUUGACGUCCUCUAUGCGUACGCGUAGGCAAUUAUAUUAGGCAAAUAUUAGCAGUAAGCGUAAUUAAACCCCAAAUAUUGAUAAUAUUAAGAUCGUCGAGGCCGGUAAUGCACAUAGGCAAAAUGUGUAUUUAGUGUAAAAACCAGUCAGUUCAUACAAGCCUUAUUGUUGUACGAUUAUAUAGCAAAAAUAAUAAAUAUAUACAGUUGCGAUAUUUAUUUUAAUUAAUACACCAACGAGGGAUAUAACGUGGGCACAUUUUGAAUUGAACCAUUUAUUUUCUGAAUCAAGGUGUGAUUGUGACUUAUGAAAUAUGAUGUUUUAAUGAUUUUGUUCGUAACCAUCUAAUAUUCAGAUGGUUAUAAAUACAAGUUGGUUAUGCCAUAUGAAGGAAUCAACCAUUUUGCCUUAAUGGUUUCCAAUUUGUACUUUUUCUCUUUAGAGAUAUUAAUUACACCAUCUUACCAAGAAAACGUCAGAAUCACGUAUAACAUAGUUUGUUAUAUUAGGUUUUAUUUGAUUAAAAUCUCUGAAUUAAAAUCUGUGAAAUGGUGGGGCAAAUUAAAAACGAAGUAAAGUUAAGUAAUUGUUCAUUUUAAGUGACAUAUUUGAUUAUUUAGUGGGUGUAAGAAGUAAGUCAGGUCAGGAACAGGCAUGAGACGAGUAGUGUGAUACUGGUCUAUGAAUAUUAAUGUAAUUCGCAACGAUCUGGUAGUUUGUGUGUCGUUCAAAGGGACACGAGUCCCAUGCAAUAAAUAAACUAGACCAAUAUUUAGAAUGUUUUACAGUGCUUUACUGAAAUUAUGUGCUGAUAUUGUAUUUGUAUUGUAAAAUAUUUUGAUUGCUAGCUAAGUUGGUAGGGUAUGUUACCAUUUUGUUGUCUGCUAUUAAUAUUUAUUUAGUGUACCUAUAAAGUUAUGUAACGGUUUGAUAUAAUUAUUAAUUGAAACAUAAUUAAAGACUGCCUAAAUUAAUUAUUCAAUAUAAUUGACGUGUAAAUUUAAAGAAUUGUUUAAAUUUUCCAUUAUGUCACACGAUAGAUUGUACUCCCGUGAAUAUAGUGGCGCGCGACCGCGUCCGUCUUCUAAUAGCACUAAACAUGGCCGUUUAGUAAAUCGUACAUAUUUUUUUGUUGUAUUAGCAAGCUCAGUAUUAUGUUAAAAA